This is a messenger RNA of Suillus plorans, 501 nucleotides long. RefSeq lists its product as uncharacterized. The record is from RefSeq and is a predicted model, not a curated record. The transcript has 4 exons. The coding region runs from base 7 to 300 and encodes 97 amino acids. Lineage: Eukaryota; Fungi; Basidiomycota; Agaricomycetes; Boletales; Suillaceae.
GAUCGAAUGUCAAUUUCUAUCUGUCCAUCAUGGUCCGAAAACAUGAAAAAUCAAACGCCAUGUGAAGUGUUCCAGACGGUGAACAAGAGGUGCUCAUGUAUAUACCCUAUCAUCUCCCCCGACUCUUCUGAGCAAGCGUUUAUCCCGAGUGGCUUAAAUGUGACUGCAUGCACAUGUUCCUGGGCGAGUUACAACCUGUUUAGCGCCUGUAUGUUCUGUACUUCUUCAUCACCUUCACUAGUGAGCUGGGAUGAGUGGAUAACCAACUGUCCCACAAAUAUAACGUCGACAACAACGUGAGUUCAACUGGUAUGACAUGGCCCCUGAUGAUCCGAUCUGAAGCAUCUGUCAAAGAUACUUCCCUCCGGAUGCAGGAGCGCUGCCUUACAAUAUCUCGAUGCCUUGUUACGCGGGCUCCAAUCGUACGUCCGUAAACCACUGACCACUAAAUCACCCUUUCAUGGGGACUGUCCCGCAGCUCAAAACUGGCCAAAUGGGACA